GAAGUGGCACAUGACGUAACUUCCUAAACCCACAGUAACGUUAGCUUGUUUGGUUCUCGACUAGCUCAUUAUUUCGUACAUGCGUGUCUAUUUAAUAAUUUAACAGACCUGGCCCUGACGAACCAACCGGUGCCCAUUUUAUCCUGGUGGUCUGGGAUGUAUGAAUGGAUAGUUGACAGCAUAUCGUCGUUUUUCGGACAUCAUACUGAGCAAAGGUGUACGAGUUGGCCUAGGAACAAUAACCUGCAGUUGCCAACAGUAGGGACUCUUAACGGGCAGUCACAAGAGAACCUCUCCAGACCGGCUAAACGGAAUUACCAAAGUAUCCACUCACCCGAUGGUAGAACUGAACACUUGGAGGUCAAAAGGCCCAAAAGAGAUGUAGUGGUCAGCGUUGUCAGGAAAACGGUGGCAGGAGUUGCUGGUCUGCUUCGUUUGCAAAACCCAUUUGCGAACGCUCAUUCUAAGGAGAAAACGGCUUGUGUUCCUAAUGAGGUCAGCUUGGAGGAGGUGGGAGUCGAUGAGAUCUCAAACAACACUUUUAACUCCUUGAUCAGUAAUAUGGAAGUAAAGAGGGAAAAACCCAUGGAGAGGGCGUUGCUGCAUUUUCAUCAAAGCUCUCAGCCUUCAACCAGGAAGCACAAUGGAACGGCGCUCUACCCAGGAAAUUCGGAGAAGACCAGACUUAGGCACCAGCGGCAGUCCCUGCAGCUCCUCCCCCGGCCUGAUCCACGAGGGACCGCCACGUCCGACACGGAGCCCCCUCUCCUGGCCUUGCCACCCCAGAGUCAUAAACCUCAGCUCGCGGUGGAGGAGGCUUUGAAAGAAAGUGACCGGGAGCACUACAAGCUCCUGGUGGAGAUGGUCUCGGAGAAGUACACCAACAACAAGCCGCUGCCUUGUGGUCGUGUGAAGCCAUUCAUAACGCCUCUCCCAUUGGACAUGCACAAAUCGGCCAUCUUCAGCAAGACUUGUAACACAAGCACGUCCAGGCCUGGGCCAAUGAAAGCGAACUUGAGUGCGUCGGUUUGGAGGGAUGGCUCCUCGGCGAGGCAAACUAAAGACAGAUGGUGUGAUUGUCUGGUCGGGUGCAAAAGUUCAGAGAAUGGGAGAGUGGACGGCAGGACGGCCAUGAAAGAAAAAUGGCCUGUUUGCUCGCUGACCGAAGACGCGCGGGUCAGGCACAGAGACAGGCCGCCAAACUCUGCGUCAUUGCAUUUGGCUGCGCAGACACACAAACCUGCAGCACGGCUGCCAUCUCAGACCGCGCCGUUCCCUCCUCAUCAGACGCAGUCCGCUGACCUGGACCUCUCCUCCGACAUCGCGGCCCGUUUGAAUCUGGGGGACCACGCGGCGGUCCCCUCCCUCUUCGCAGUGCACCCCAGGAAAGCGGCGGCCGACGGCGGUGUCCGGCAGGAGUUCCCCGUGCUGACAAAGGAGAUGCUGCAGGAGGUGAGCCAGGCGCUGGGUCAGAAGGAUCCGAACCUGGUUCUGAGCAGCGCGUUCAAGCUGCGGAUCACCCAGAGGGACCUGGCCACGCUGCGGGACAGCAGCUGGCUGAACGACGAGGUGAUAAAUUUUUACCUGAACUUGGUGAUGUCCCGCAGCGAGCAGGGUGGGGGCAGGAAGGUGUACGCCUUCAGCACCUUCUUCUUCCCCAAACUGCGAGGGGGGGGUCACGCCGCUGUCCGCCGCUGGACCAAGGCGGUGGACCUCUUCCUCUACGACCUCAUCCUGGCGCCUCUGCACCUCGGAGUGCACUGGUCUCUUGCAGUGAUUGACCUCAAAGCAAAGUCUGUGAAGUAUUAUGACUCUAUGGGCCAAAGGCACGACCACAUCUGCAGCCUUUUACUACGUUAUCUGAAAGAUGAAUACAUGGCCAAAAAGGGCAAAGGCCUGGAAGUCUCCAAGUGGGUAGUAUCCAGCCUAAAGUCCAGCGAGAUCCCUCAGCAGAACAACGGCAGCGACUGCGGAGUGUUCACCUGUAAAUACGCCGACUACAUCGCCCGCGGACAGCCUCUCACUUUCACACAGUCCAACAUGCCAUACUUCCGGAACAAAAUGAUCUGGGAGAUCCUAAACCAGCGGCUGUUGUAGGAGGGUACAUCAGCACAUCGGUGUUUUCCCCUGGCGGUGAUCAGCGACGCCAUGACCCAAAACACAGAGAGACGGCGCGACCAAAACACAGAGACGGCAAGACAAAGCUGCCCCAUGUAUUGCCCCCAAUCGCACAAUACGUGUUUUCCUCAACACGUGGGAAAUGAUAAGCUAUUGUUAAUUUAUUUAAAACUAGAUUUGUUAAAGCUGCUUUCAUGCAUUGUUUUGUUUUUGUUGAAAACAUUAAAUCUUCAUUUGAGUGUUCAGAGAAGGGUCAUUUGCCUGGAAAUAAGACGCCGGUAUACUUAUUGUCAGCUUUGGCUUUUGUGCACUACAUUAAAUGGAUAAGUGCAUUAAUUUAUUUGUUAAAACUCCACAAAGAUAUGAAAUACAAUUGUUAUUCUAUUGCUUCAUUUUAUGACCUUGUGGUACUUCAUUAAUGUAUUCCCAAAUCCUUGAAUUAGGAAAUUUGGUCUUAUUUUUGUUGAGUGUGACCGAGUGCCUAUGCACAGACAUGGGUUUAUGUGCCUUAACUGAACAGAUGAUGAACAUGCAAGAUUGAGGGUGGGGGGGGGGGGGGGCUGGCGGUUUAAUUAUUUUAUCAUUUAUGACAUACUUCUGUGAUGUAGGCACUGAUCUUUGCCCAAUUAGUCAUGUUUCCAUUUUGAUUUCGGAUGAAUUGAAUCAUACGUUUUCUGUGCAGCUGCUGCCUGUAUGAACUCGUGAGAAAUGCUCUUUCGUGAUCUGCCAUUUCUUUCCACCAUGUUUGUGAAGGGCUGCCCCUGUCUUUCUUCUGGUGUGAAUGUUUUUUUUUGUUUUUGUUUGAGGCAUUUCCUGAACUGGAUCUGGAUGGUGUUUAGCUUCUAGCAUUGUAUGAUAAAAAGAAAGCUUAACGUGACAAAGUUAGAUGUUAGGAGAGUUAUUUUCCAUGCUAGGUGAUUCCUCAGAAUUCAGCAUCAAUAGGGCCAAGCUUUUUUUUUUAAAACGUUUUAUUCUUAAAUAUUACAUAUUUAUUUGAAAGUGAUGAAAUUAUUUUUCUUUUGCACAAAUCUGUUUAUACUCCGAGUGUAUUUUCUAUUUGGACUUCCAUUAAAAUCUCUGAGCACGGCGAACUCUGAAUGUAAUUACGGUGAUGCACAAUAUCAGUGUAAAACAAAGAAUGUGUAUCUGUCUAGGCGUCAUAUUUGUAUGCAUUUAUCCAUACAUUUCUGUUGUAUUUUUGCAAGUAAUAAAAGAAAGCCAAUCGAGUA
Conger conger (European conger) is the source of this 3347-nucleotide messenger RNA. It is a transcript of the gene senp2, whose product is annotated as SUMO specific peptidase 2. Gene Ontology annotation, molecular function: deSUMOylase activity. Gene Ontology annotation, biological process: protein desumoylation. The record is from RefSeq and is a predicted model, not a curated record. NCBI's taxonomy places the organism in Eukaryota, Metazoa, Chordata, Actinopteri, Anguilliformes, Congridae. The coding region runs from base 157 to 2097 and encodes 646 amino acids. The transcript is spliced from 18 exons. Gene Ontology annotation, cellular component: nucleus.